Molecule: messenger RNA, 648 nt
Organism: Penicillium paradoxum
Lineage: Eukaryota; Fungi; Ascomycota; Eurotiomycetes; Eurotiales; Aspergillaceae
Product: LITAF-like zinc ribbon domain-containing protein
Exons: 3
Coding region: 1-648 (215 amino acids)
Molecular function (GO): zinc ion binding
Source: RefSeq, a predicted model, not a curated record
AUGCCUGAACAAAUCACUCACCCGGAGCCGACUUCUACACCAGCUCCCACAUACAGCGAAGCGCCAGAAGUCAUAUCCCCUUCACACUUAAAUCAUGGCCCCGUGAGCCCAUACCACGUCACUCGUUCACACACCGGCCAGUCCAUCACCGAUACCACGCGGAGCACCGUCAGCGCGCUAACACCCACCAACGGCGCUUCGGAGAAGCAAAACCCCAACCAACCAGACUUAAUCGGUGAGGCACCAGAAUACGAGGCCCCGACAUCACUGGGUCCGCCAGAGAAGGUAUAUCAAGGUCAACCCCAGCCCCAGCCCCAGCCCCAGGGCCAUCCACGGCAGUACUACACUCCCUAUGGCCAUCCCAGCGGGUAUGCAACGGCUGUCCCGCUACAUGGUGUCCAGUCAGCGCCUACACCGGUUGAUUGCCCUGUUUGUGGAAAGCGUGAGAUGACCAGUAUUCAGCCUGUGAGCGGAGGGACUACGCAUGGCUGGGCUGCUAUUCUCUGCUUCUGUUGUUGUCUUGGGUGUGUCCCUUACUUGAUGUCUUCGCUCAAGGAUGUCGAGCAUUCCUGCGGGAAAUGCGGUGCCAAGCUUGCGAAGUGGCAUAACAGUGGACGUGUGCAUGUCUUGCAGAAUGGGAGGAAGUGA